Molecule: messenger RNA, 885 nt
Organism: Coprinopsis cinerea okayama7#130
Lineage: Eukaryota; Fungi; Basidiomycota; Agaricomycetes; Agaricales; Psathyrellaceae
Exons: 4
Coding region: 1-768 (255 amino acids)
Cellular component (GO): cytoplasm
Molecular function (GO): glutathione transferase activity
Source: RefSeq, a predicted model, not a curated record
AUGGCUAUUCCUGACGCUCAAAUUCAUCCCGUUGCUACUGGCGCUGCUGCCGCCUUGGUAGAAGCGCACCAAGCCCCUCAAGAGUUGGUCUUUUAUGCUGGAUGGUUCUGCCCAUUCGUUCAGCGAACUUGGAUUGCUUUGGAAGAGAAGAAAGUUCCUUAUCAGUACAAAGAAGUCAAUCCUUACAAGAAGGAACCAGAGUUCCUCGCAAUCAACCCCAAAGGCCUCGUUCCGGCACUCGCAUACAAGGGAAGGGCAUUGUACGAGUCCCUCAUCCUGUGUGAAUUCCUUGAGGACGCCUUCCCAAACCACACCAAACUCCUCCCAGAUGACCCUGUCGAAAAGGCACACGCCCGAAUCUGGAUAGAUCACCUCUCCAAGACCUAUGUCCCCGCCUCACAUCGCCUCUUGCAAGCCCAGACACCCGAGAAAGUCAAAGAAGGGCGCGAUGAAGUGGUUGAUUCUCUCCGCAAGUUUAGUGAGCAAAUCAGGGGCCCGUUCUUCCUUGGUGAAACGUUUAGCCUGGUUGAUGUGGCUGUUGCGCCUUGGAUUGCGAGGGACUAUAUUCUGAGGGAGCAUCGGGGCUUUGAUAGGAAGGACGUUGGACCAAAGUGGGAGGAGUAUGCCAAGUUGAUUGAGAGCAGGCCGUCGGUGGUCCAGACUUCUAGCGAUCGGGAACAUCUCGAUGUAAUCUAUGGUCGCUACUUGCGUGACGAGGCGCAGAGCGAGGCUGCCAAAGCCAUCCGAGCUGGUCGCGUCAUUCCUUGAGCUCUUCCAAACUAAGGAUGUCGAAUCCCUCAUUCAGAAGUAUCACAUCACGCCAUAAAUAGUAACAAGCAGAGCAAUUGUGGAACUGGGAAGAAUUGAAAGUGCUAUUGUACAAAA